Molecule: messenger RNA, 1081 nt
Organism: Sphaeramia orbicularis (orbiculate cardinalfish)
Lineage: Eukaryota; Metazoa; Chordata; Actinopteri; Kurtiformes; Apogonidae
Product: galactose-specific lectin nattectin-like
Exons: 8
Coding region: 143-748 (201 amino acids)
Source: RefSeq, a predicted model, not a curated record
UAAGAAGUGGACUUUGUGUAGUUGAGCACCUCAGACUGAAGCUCCAGGCUGACACUGAGAAGACACAAGAGAAGCAAAUCUGCAGCAGGUCUUCAUCUGGGACAUCUGCAUCAUCUGCAUCAUCUGCAUCAUCAUCAUCGUCAUGAAGUUGCUGGUUGUGUUUCUCCUCGUUGGAACCAUGAUGGUCCUGUCAGAGGGUUUUCCAGAACCAGAGCCUGGACCUGAGGCCGAAUCAUCUGAGGAAAGUGAACCUGAGACAGAAUCACCAGAUGAUGAAUCACCAGAUAAUGAAUCACCAGAUGAUGGAUCACCAGAUGAAGAAUCACCAGAUGAAGACAAGAACAGUGUUGUCAAGAGAGCAGUAGGAUGCCCCUUUGGUUGGACACAAUUUGGACGUCGCUGUUUGAUUGUGAAUGCACCAAUGAAGUGGACUGAUGCUCAGAGUCGCUGUCUGUCCAUGAAAGGAAACCUUCUGUCUAUUCACAGUGUGCAUCAGAACAACUGGGCCGUAAGUUUGAUGGGGGGCAGACGGGCAUGGAUUGCAGGAUCUGAUGCGCAAGAAGAGGGUCAGUGGUUCAAUGUUGAUGGUACACGCUUCAACUAUGCAAACUGGUGUCAUGGAGAGCCAAACAACCACGGUGGCCAAGAGCACUGUGCAGAAAUUAACUAUUCAGAUCAAAAGUGCUGGAAUGAUCUGUCUUGUUCGGUUCGCCUUCAUUCCAUCUGUGCCAGAAAAGUGAAUCCCUGAGCAAACACAGAGGCAUGAAGUGAAAUCACAACCAGUCAGCGCAGUGUGUUUGUGUCUACAGUUUGUACAUCGGUCUGUCUGUGUCAUCAGUCUCAUAGAUAAACUGGUGACUUGAUAUUUGAAAUCAAACCUGUAUUUCUUUUCUUUUCUCGCUGUAACGCUACACAUGGAAAGAAGCGACAAGUCAAAUGUGAACUGUAGGUGGACUGCUUUAGGACCUGGUGUCUCAUAAAAGAGCAGAUUGAACGGUUCUGAAAAGAUGCUUUUAGCUCAACUUCAUUCUGAUUCUGUUCUUCUUCAGUCAUGCAUGAUUAAAAGGAUUUAAGCAUUGAA